AUGGUUGGAAAGUUGGUCUUUGCUAGUAUUUUAUGCUUAGCUAUUACAGGAGUAGUAUCACAACAAUCACCGAAUGCUAAACCCUGUGAUAGCGAAAUAUUCUGCUAUGGUGAUCUCCUCCGACGAGCCCAAGAUGCCUAUAUUUUCAACGAUUCUAAAUCUUUCGUUGAUAUGAAAUUGAAAGACUCUCCAACUAACAUUCUAGCCGCCUUCCGAAACUUAGCGCCGAAUGCUGAUAUAAAAGCAUUUGUAAAGCAAUAUUUUUCAGACCCUGCUCAAGAUUUGGAAGCAUGGACACCUACAGACUGGAAAGAAAAUCCCGCAGUGUUGAACAAAAUUAAGGACAGCGAGUUUAAAAAAUUUGCCAAAGCUUUAAAUGAAUUAUGGAAAGUUUUAGGAAGAAGGAUGAAGGACGAAGUACAAGAAGAUCAAAAUCGAACAUCUCUAAUUUAUGUCCCAAAUCCGUUUGUUGUACCAGGAGGACGAUUUCGAGAAUUCUAUUACUGGGAUACAUUUUGGGUUGUUGGUGGCUUAUUAGUUAGCGAUAUGGAAGAUACAGUUAAAGCUAUGAUUGGAAAUUUCGAAGCUAUGGUUGAUAGAUUUGGAUUUGUACCCAAUGGUGGUAGAAUUUAUUAUACGAGAAGAAGUCAACCCCCAUUUUUUAUCCCUAUGAUUAAUAGCUAUUAUGAAGCAACUAAUGAUCUUAGCUAUGUCCAAAGCUUGCUUUCAAAAAUGGAAAAAGAAUACAAUUUCUGGAUGAACAACCGAACUGUUGAUAUCGUACGCAACGGAAAGACAUAUACACUUAAUCGUUAUGCUGUUGAUAUGGGUAUGCCAAGGCCAGAAUCGUAUCGGGAAGACGUCGAAACUGCAAAGAAUUUAAAUCCCAAUGCUGCCGCAGAAUUGUAUUCUGAUAUUGCUUCCGCUGCCGAAAGUGGUUGGGAUUUUAGCAGUCGAUGGUUUAAUAAACCUAUUGGAGAUUUAUCUAGCAUAGUAACGAAGCAGAUUAUUCCAGUUGACCUAAAUGCUAUCCUUUGCUUUAAUGAAUUAACUUUAGAGAAAUUUAGUAGAAUGCUAGGAGAUAAUGCUAAGGCUGAUAGGUAUAAGCGAGCUAGCGAAGCACGCCGUGAUGCUAUUGAAGGUGUACUAUGGGAUGAAUACGAAGGAAGAUGGCUAGACUAUGAUUUACUAUCGAAAAAGCCGCGAACUGAUUUUAUGGGUUCAGUUUUUCUACCGAUGUGGGCAAAAUGUUACGAUUCUUUCAAGGGUAACGUCACCAAGGAAAGAAAAAUCCACCAAGCCCUUAAGGCGAUGAAAAUCUUCGAUUUUGCUGGAGGUAUACCAACCACUUUACUUCGCAGUGGCCAGCAAUGGGAUUAUCCAAAUUCAUGGCCACCAUUGCAGCAAAUGGCUGUUGCAGCUAUGUCCGGAAGUGAAGCACCAGAAUUAAAAGAUGAAGCUUUCAAAUUAGCUCAAAAAUGGCUAUUGACAAACUGGCGAUCAUGGAAAUCGACUGGUUAUAUGUACGAAAAGUUCGAUGCUGCUAUUCCUGGUAACCCAGGAAGAGGUGGAGAAUACAACGUACAGGUGGGCUUCGGUUGGUCCAAUGGUGUCUGCUUGGAAUUUUUAAGCCAGUACGGUGAUAAAGUUGUUGCCGAUCAUAAUAAAACUACAACAGGUGCAGCAGUUGGUAUGAACCAUAACCAAACGCAAGUGUGGACCCUGCUACCAUUACUUCUGCUAGUUUCCUUUCUUCUUUAUCGUUAAAUGACGCAUAUGCGCCAUUGUGAUGAUCAACAUUAAUUAAACUAUACCUCCGUGAUCAUAUUCCUAUAAAAAUCAUAAUUAUAAUCGGCAUCCAUCCUUUUCGAUCCUUACCACAUAAACUAGCUUUGUCAUAAUUCCCUCAUUAUUAGUAGAUAAAUGCUAUAUAGGUCUAAAAAAAAGUAUAGAAGUGGGCUAAUAGUGUAAUUCUUCCACUUGUAUUUUGAUUAUGUGUUGCCAUGAGCACAAAUGCUAUCGUAAUCAUUUAAGAGCAGGUACUAGACAAGUUACGAAAUAAAAUCUG
Trichoplax adhaerens is the source of this 2068-nucleotide messenger RNA. RefSeq lists its product as hypothetical. Lineage: Eukaryota; Metazoa; Placozoa; Uniplacotomia; Trichoplacea; Trichoplacidae. Bases 1 to 1767 code for a protein of 588 amino acids. The record is from RefSeq and is a predicted model, not a curated record. Gene Ontology annotation, biological process: trehalose catabolic process. The transcript has 13 exons. Gene Ontology annotation, molecular function: alpha,alpha-trehalase activity.